AUGUACAGCAUGCUGGAGACUGAGAUCAAGACGCCGCAGCCCACGCCGGGCAACGCCGGGGGCAACCCCGCACCGGGCAGCAACGGGAAAGGCGGCGGAGGCAGCGGGACCAGCAACGGGGCGGGAGCCGGUUCGGACCAGGACCGGGUGAAGCGCCCCAUGAACGCCUUCAUGGUGUGGUCGCGGGGUCAGCGGCGGAAGAUGGCCCAGGAGAACCCCAAGAUGCACAACUCGGAGAUCAGCAAGCGCCUCGGGGCGGACUGGAAGCUGCUGAGCGACGCCGAGAAGCGGCCUUUCAUCGAUGAGGCCAAGCGACUGCGGGCCGUGCACAUGAAGGAGUAUCCGGAUUACAAAUACCGGCCCCGGAGAAAGACCAAGACCUUGCUGAAGAAGGACAAAUACUCGCUGCCCGGCAACCUACUGGCCCCGGGAGGGGGCAACGCGGUGAGCAGCUCCGUCGGGGUGGGACAGAGGAUUGACACUUAUGCCCACAUGAACGGCUGGACCAACGGGGCUUACUCCCUGAUGCAAGAUCAGCUGGGCUACGGUCAGCACCCGGGCAUGAACAGCCCGCAACUGCAGCAGAUGCACCGCUACGACAUGACGGGCCUGCAGUACAGCCCCAUGAUGUCCACGGCCCAGACCUACAUGAACGCCGCCUCCACCUACAGCAUGUCCCCCGCCGCCUACGGCCAGCAGCCCUCCACGGCCAUGAGCCUGGGCUCCAUGGGCUCGGUGGUGAAAUCCGAGCCCAGCUCGCCGCCUCCGGCCAUCACUUCCCACUCGCAGAGGGCCUGCCUGGGAGACCUGCGGGAUAUGAUCAGCAUGUACCUGCCCCCUGGGGGGGACGCCACAGACCCUUCGGCCUUGCAGGGCAGCAGGUUACACAGCGUCCACCAGCACUACCAGAGUGCCGGGACUGGCGUGAAUGGUACCGUACCACUAACUCACAUAUAAACUUGGCUGCUCCGGACGGCUCCCCGUCUUAAUCCCUAACACCAUCGUUCACUGACUACACCGGGACGUACGGCAGUGUUGCUCGGCUUAGCAGACUUAUUACUAACUUUGGAGAAAUUUAAAAAAAAAGGAAUCCGUUAGUUGUGUCCUUUUUUUUGUUUGUUUUGUACAAAACUAAAGUAUUUGAGUAAGCUGUUAUUUUAAUAAGAGCACAACUUCUGCCUCCUAGAAGCCGUUGUGAAGUUUUUACACCACGGCAACUUCUUUCUUGGUUUCUGCUAAGUUGGGCACUGUUUUAUUCGCUUAAAAGUUUUUUAAAAGAUCUUGCAUCUUCCAGUUUGAUUUCUAGCGUUGCAAUGACAUUACAAUAAACCGGCGGGCUUUUGUUCUUAAACUCGGUUGUUCACAUUGUCGUUGUGGUUUUUCAAAUGU
Messenger RNA from Mesitornis unicolor (brown roatelo), 1389 nucleotides. Its product is annotated as transcription factor SOX-3-like. The transcript has a single exon. Gene Ontology annotation, biological process: negative regulation of transcription by RNA polymerase II; cell differentiation; anatomical structure morphogenesis. Gene Ontology annotation, molecular function: DNA-binding transcription factor activity, RNA polymerase II-specific; RNA polymerase II cis-regulatory region sequence-specific DNA binding. NCBI's taxonomy places the organism in Eukaryota, Metazoa, Chordata, Aves, Mesitornithiformes, Mesitornithidae. The coding region runs from base 1 to 957 and encodes 318 amino acids. The record is from RefSeq and is a predicted model, not a curated record.